CACACAUGGUGUCAGGAGUGGGAUUAUGGCAAGCCGGAGAAGAGGAUCUCGUUUGGUGAAGCAAAGAUCUGGUCUUCGAUCACAAUCAAGGAUGGAAGAACAGGUGACUGACAAAGCAUGGGAAAGCAUGCCAACAACAGAUGGAUCAGAUGAGGAAGGUGAACCAAAGCCUGGCCCCAGUGGAUCAAGUGCAUCUGGCAGUGAGUUUCUCACUUUGAUAAAGGAUUUUAUGACAGGUCAGCAAAAGCGAGAGAAAGGGCUGCUGAAGGAACUGCGAAAUCUUAGGAUGUCCCUGCAGCAACCACAGCAAGUACCACGUCCUCACCUUCAGUCAGGAGUUGGUGCAGAGCAAAGUGACGACGAUGAUGAUGAGGACAACGGUGAUCAAAGCCAUCAACCUCAGUCAGUAAGUUACACCACUGAUCCAAAAAUUCCCCCUUAUCAAUUAGGAGAAGACCUUGAAAACUAUCUGCUGCGGUUUGAGCGCAUUGCCAAGACCUGGAGGUGGCCAGAGUGUGAAUGGGCGUGCCGUCUCAUUCCACUCCUUUCUGGGAAAGCGCUGGAGGCCUAUGCUGCCAUGAAUGAGGACUGUGCUCACUGCUACAAGGACUUGAAAACUGCUUUGUUAACAAAGUUUGACAUCUCACCUGAGACAUACAGACAGAAGUUCAGAGCAACAAGUAUACCUGCUGGUGAAACUCCUACUGAAACCUACCACCGCCUUAGAGGUCUCUACCGACGAUGGAUCCAUCCGGACCAGCAUUCCAAGGAGGACAUCGGGGAGCUCAUCAUCCAGGAACAACUGCUGAGCAUUCUUCCCUCUGAUGUAAGGACCCGGGUGAAGGAACAUGAACCUGAGGAUGGUCUGACUGCUGCAAAGUUGGCUCUACAGUACAUGAACGCACGGCGAGGAGGAGCAGCACGGUUCUCCAACCCUGUACCGCGACCUGUUCAACCGGCUGGACAUCAACAGUAUCCCAGAGACCCAAGACAGGAGGUUAAAGGUACCACCAGUUCUCUGAAUCCACCGUCUAAUGAGUUGAAAAUCAAGCUGGAGUCAAAAACUUUGAAACUAGAACUCAUAAAACUGUGA
Messenger RNA from Xiphophorus couchianus (Monterrey platyfish), 1093 nucleotides. RefSeq lists its product as uncharacterized. The transcript is spliced from 2 exons. Bases 26 to 1093 code for a protein of 355 amino acids. Lineage: Eukaryota; Metazoa; Chordata; Actinopteri; Cyprinodontiformes; Poeciliidae. The record is from RefSeq and is a predicted model, not a curated record.